Molecule: messenger RNA, 7349 nt
Organism: Elgaria multicarinata webbii
Lineage: Eukaryota; Metazoa; Chordata; Lepidosauria; Squamata; Anguidae
Gene: SRRM2
Product: serine/arginine repetitive matrix 2
Exons: 16
Coding region: 436-6852 (2138 amino acids)
Molecular function (GO): mRNA binding
Source: RefSeq, a predicted model, not a curated record
CCGCACCCACGACCAGCUGUAUUCCCUGAAUUGCGCUGCGCGACAAUCCCGUUGUCGCGAGGAAGACAGAGAGGGAAAAGAAGCGGCGGAGAAAACCGAGAAAAGUCCGCCUCAAUACAACCCUUCUCUAUCGCUUUCCCCGGAGCGCUUGAGAAAAUGGCGGACGACCUUCGCGCUGCUUGCGAGGCCCAUCGGGGCUCGUAGUCUUUUCUCUGCGCAGAGCCCCAUUGACUUCAAGGCGCCGAGCCCUGAAGAGAGACUACGCUUCCCAGAACCCCACGGGCGAGGCGAGGGACAGACGGGAGCGAAUUGGACGGGAGGGGGGGCGGUUCCAGCUUUCCUCCCCUCCCCCUUCUCCUCACCCUCCGCCUGCGCCGCGGCUGCUGCUGCUGCGUCGGGUAUCAGAGGCACCAGUGGUGCUAGCCUGUGAGAGCCAUGUACAAUGGGAUAGGACUCCCCACUCCCCGGGGCAGUGGCACCAACGGUUACGUGCAGCGCAACCUCUCGGCCGUGCGCCACAAGAAGGAUCGUACUGACUACAAGUCAGAAGAGGAGUUGAGGAAGCUGGAGUCGUCUCUGGUUAAAAAACCCAACCAGGACAUCCUGGACCACGAGCGCAAGCGGAAGGUUGAGCUGAAAUGCUUAGAGCUGGCUGAGCUCAUGGAAGAGCAGGGGUAUGGAGAAGGGGAGAUCCAGGAAAAAGUAGCCACUUUUCGGAUUAUGCUUCUAGAGAAGGAUGUAGCAGUGGUCAAGGAGGGGGAACCGCAGCAGAAGCCAACUGUCACAGAGACCCAUCAGCUGGCUGAGGCCAAUGAGAAGAAGAACGAGAGGCUUCGAGCUGCGUUUGGAAUUAGUGACAACUAUGUGGACGGCAGCUCCUUUGACCCCAACCGCAGGGCCAAGGAGGCAGCGACAGCUGCAGCAGCCAAGCAACUGCAGGAGCAGCAAAAGCAGUACAGUCUUGUCAAAGAGUCCAGCAGCUCCCGCUCACCAUCCCCAAAGCAGAAAAAGAAGAAAAAGAAGAAAGACAGAGGCAGGUCUGAAAGCAGGUCACCUUCUCGGAGAGAGAGGAAGAAAAGCUCAAAGAAAAAGAAACACAGGUCAGAGUCGAAGAAAAGGAAGCACAGGUCUCCAAGUCCCAAGAGCAAACACAAAUCCAAGGAAAAGAAACGAAAGAGGUCCACCAGUGAGUCUGCAUCACAGAAAGGCCGCCGAGAUCGUUCUUCCUCCCCAGAUGGUUCUUCCUCGUCAGAUGCUUCUCGUAGCAGGUCAGGCAGCAUCACUACUCAGAAACGGGGGACCCUAAGACGGCAGAGCAAGUCUCCCUCUGCACCUUCGCGGAAACAAGGAGAAACAGAGGUAGCUCCCAAGAACCUGCCGGAGAGAGAGCGUUCAUCUUCUUCUGAGCCUGUCCGGCGGGGCAGGAGCUCAAGUCCUCGAGAAGGCAGAGAAAAACGGGAGAAAGCCCUGUCCAAGCAUUCUCCGGCACAUGAGAACCGUCAGCGUUCCGCCAGCCCUUUAUCUCCUACCAAAGAGAAAGAAAGAGACAAGGAGAGGAAGUCUGCUCGGCAUGGGGGUCGGAAAUCCACUCCCUCAUUUGAGCGGGAUUCGAGGUUGAAGCGUGGUUCCCCAGUGCCGAAUGAUCCAUCCCGGGAAAAAGCCAUUGGGCACAACUAUCCUUCCUCUAAAGAGGGCAGGUCACCAACCUGUACCUCCCCACCCCCUAAGAAGCAAUCAGAAGAUCGUAAUGGGACUCUCCCACCAUCCAAGGCUAAGAUGUCCCCUGACCAGAAGGAGCAGCUGACAGCUGCCUCAUCUUCUCCUGCUUCUAAGGCCACUGAGGCCAAGUUGAGGAAGGACUCACAUGAUGGGUCUCCACACCAGCGCUCCCGUUCUCCUUCAGAGAGUGGUAGCUGCUCCUCCUCUUCUUCCUCUUCUCCUUCCCCUACAAACAAGCCAACCACAGUUUCCCGCAGCUCUUCCCCAGAGGACCCUCCCAAAAGGCAAGACAAAGAGAAGGUGUCUGCACACAGAGAGAGGUCUAGCUCAUCCCCUGAAAUCUCCCGCUCUGGGCAAAAGCAAUCCGCCAAGACUACAUCUCGACGUGAACUAUCAGGCAGCCCUCCAGCCAGGAACACCAAGUCAAGGGCCAGUCGGAGGGACAAAUCUCUCUCCCAAACGCCCAUUGCUCGCAGAGGUAGAUCUCGGUCCCGCACCCCACCUAAGAGAGGCAGAUCACGUACGCGUACACCUCCAAGGAGGGGAAGAUCUCGCUCUGCUCAGAGACGUGCCCGAUCCCGUUCUCGCACUCCUUUGAGAAGGGCCCGUUCUCGCAGCCCUCAGUGGAGGGGCAGGUCGAGAACACCCCAGCGGUGGGGCAGGUCACGCUCACGUACUCCACCCAGAUGGGGCCGAUCUCGUACCCCUCAGAGGCGUGGCUGGUCCCGUUCUAGAACCCCCCAAAGGCAUGGUUGGUCUAGAAGCAGAAAUAGUGGGAGAUGGGGAAGGUCAAGGACACCACCAAGAAGGGGGAGGUCGCGUUCAAGAACCCCACCAAGAAGAGGCAGGUCUAGAUCAAGAACUCCACCCAGACGAGUAAGAUCUCGAUCUCAACCUAGAAGAGGCCGAUCUAGAACCAGAAGCCCUCCCAGGAGAGGGAGGUCAAGCUCUUCGCCAAGGAGAGAGAAAUCCUUGAUUUCAGCCAGGCGAAGCAGGUCUGUGUCAUCUCCAGAUCGGAAGGCCUCUAGAAUUUCUUCAAGGAGAAGUCGAUCUGACUCUUCCCCCAGAAUAAGAGAAAGGACCAGAAAAGUGCUGAGGCGUAGCCACUCGGGAUCAUCUCCUGAAUUAAGAAGCAGAUUACGAGUGUCUCCCAGGCGCAGUCGAUCUGUAUCGCUUCCAAAGGCCCGAAAGAAAGCUCAGUUGUCUCCUAGGAGGAGUCGUUCAGGUUCAUCUCCAAGAUCAAGGAAGAAAAAAUCAAGAACACCUCCUCGGCGCAGUCGCUCUAGUUCUUCUCCGAGGCUGAGAAAGAAGUCCAGAUUAUCUCCAAGGCGAAGUAGGUCUCGUUCUUUUCCAACACCAAAAAAGAAAUCUAAAUCACCUGCCAGGCGUAGUCAAUCCAGGACACCCCCAGCAGUCAAAAAUAAAUCCAGAAUGUCCCCAAGGAGCAGAUCUGGCUCAUCUCCCAGACUCACAAAGAAGUUUGAGGCUUCAUCAGCAGUUGAAGACAAAACUAAAAUGCCUUCCAGAAGGAGCCGGUCUGGUUCAUCUCCAGCAUUGAGGAGGACAUCUAACUCUCCUGCAAGACGUAGUAGGUCUGGGUCCUCUCCAGAUCUAGAGGAGAGAUUGCCAAGAAGGCGAAACAGGUCUGAGUCUUCGCCAGAAGUUAAAACCAAGUCAAGGUCAGAGUCAUCCCCUGGGCUGAAGAAGGAAGUACGGUCAUCUCCAAGGCAAAGCCGGUCUAGUUCUUCUCAAUCAUCAGCAAGGGAAAACUCUUUAUCACCUCCGAGACAAGCAGCCUCUCCAGAGCCGAAAUCCACACCUCCAUUGCAGCGAAGCAGAUCUGGGAGGUCUCUAGCAGCGAAGGAAAGACCUAGAUCGCCGCAGCUAAGGCAGAGCAGGUCUGGAUCACCUCCCGCUUUGAGGGAGAAAUCUCUCUCUCCUGCGAGACGAACUGCAUCUGGAUCUUCCUCGGAACUGAAGAAGAAAUCAACUUCACCACUGGAGAAGUGCAAAACCGAUUCUUCGGAGCUGAAGAAAUCCAGAUCAUCACCAAGACGAAGCCGGUCAGGCUCCUCACCGUUAAUCAAAGAGCAGUCUAGAUCGCCUCCCAGGAGCAAGUCCAGAUAUUCUCCUGACACAAAGAAAUCUGCAUCACCUUUGAAGCAAGCCAGGUCUGAUCUCUCCCCUCCAGCAGUGAAAGAGAAGUCGAGGUCGCCUGCCAGGAGAAGUGGGUCCCGGUCAUCUCCUGAACUAAAUGGCAAAUCUAAAUCUCCCCCACAGCAAAAUAAAUCCCAAGAAACAAAAGCAAAAUCUGGAUCACCCAGGCAGAACAAAUCGGAAUCUUUGGCAGUAAUGGGGAGAGCUACAUCACCAUGCCGGAAGAGUAAAUCAGGUUCAUCUCUCUCUGGAAAAGAGAAAUCGCAGUCGCCCCCGAGGCAAGGCCAGACUGUACCAUCACCAGGACUUAAGAAGUCCGAGAUUCCAUUGAGGCGAAGUCGGUCUGGAUCUUCUUCCUCCUCCUCCUCGUCAUCCUCUUCCUCCUCCUCUUCUUCCUCCUCUUCUUCAUCAUCGUCUUCUCCAGAGGAUGAUAAAUCACGAUCACCUCCAAAACUAAGCCGCUCUGCUGCGCUGUCAGUCAAGAAGAGCAAAUCUAUACCAUCCCCAACACGCAGCAGGUCAGAUUCCUCUUCAGAACCAGAGAACAUCACAAUUGCAGCCAUCGCAAAGCACAACAGACCUGGAGCUUCUCCGGAAGCCCGAGAGACUUCAAGAACUGCGGUGAUGGGACCUAGAUUGCCCUUGGAGAAGAAAGAGACGCCCAGAGAUGCACCUCGGAGGAGUAGGUCGGGGUCAUAUUCUGGGGCUAAAGAAAAGUCAAGAACGCGCUCCAGUGAGAGUAGUUCAGAAUCCUCCCCAGAACGGAAAGAGAAGUCUGUAAGCAGGUCUGUGUCACCUGUGAGACCGACUGUAAAAUCCAAAACACCUCCACGACGUAGGACAUCAAGGUCGCCACCCAGGCCUAGAGCAAAAUCCAGAACACCACCAAAGCGUGGCAGGUCUGGGUCACCACCAAGACCCAGAGUGAAGUCCAGAACGCCACCAAGACGACGCAGGUCAGGAUCAUCUCCAAGACCCAGAAUUAAGUCUAGAACGCCACCAAGGCGGCGCAGGUCUGGAUCAUCCCCCAGGCCCCGAAUGAAACGCAGGUCUGGAUCCUCUCCACGGGCCAGAGAGAAGUCUAGAACACCGAUUACGAGAAGACGGAGAUCCAUCUCCCCGCUGAGCCCUAAGCGGAAAUCUCGAACACCUCUGAGGCGUGGAAGAUCCAGAUCACUCUCCAGGGAAAGGUCAAACACCAGCAUUCAUCCUCAUCGGUCUCAGUCAUCGUCCCACUGUGACAGACCUAGAACCUCCUUGCGACAGGGGAGAUCUGGUUCCCCCUCACGGAGGAGUCGCUCCCGCUCAUUCUCCAGGAGACGAGACAAGUCUAGGGGCUCGCUCCGGAGGGAGAGGUCUAUCUCCUCCCCAGGCCGAAGCCGCUCAAGGUCCCCAUCUCGCCAGGACAAGCCUCGCUUCCUGUGGAAGGGUGAGCGCUCUGUCUCCUCGCCACGCAGAGGUCAUUCCCAGUCACCAGCACGGAGAGAGAUGUCGAGGCUGUCUCCACAGCGGUCUGCCACCAGUCGGAACGCAUCCCGUUCCCCUCCCAGGUUAGACGCCUCGCGUAUAACAGCAACCUGCAAAGGCACUGGGUCCAGAGCAUCUCCUGAUUUUCAGUCAUCUCCUGUGAGGAAGCAUUCCAGGUCAGGUUCCCGGGAAAUCUGCACCUCUCCAGGAAGGAAAUCUCGCUCCCCUCCUGUGCUGGAGAGAUACCCCAAGUCUGACACCCAGGAGAAGCCAGCAGCCUCCUCCCUUUGGCACAGCAAGAGCAACGCUGCCAUUCCUCGCACUCCAACUCCACCUUGUGAUGGCUCUCCUAAACCGCAAAAAACCCUGUCCCCUGCUCCAUCCAUGCUACGGGAGUCGCCUGCAGUGUCGAAGAAUGGCGGGUUCACGGCCGUCCGAGGCAGCCCAGGAGAUAGGAGUCAGAUCGCGCAUCCUGCUGUGGUUCGAGAUGACACCGUUCCUGGUGCUCCCUUGGUGCCAGGGAGAAGCAAUUCUCAUGCAGGCUCUCCUUCCCCUGUUAAAGCUAGGUCGGCGUCUCCUUCCUCCUCCUCUUCCUCCUCUGCUUCCCCUAGCCCCUUGCCAGCCCUGGUUUCUGUGCUCGCCCCACCUCCCAAAGAAGAGGAGUCUGUACCUGAAGGAAAGGUAGCCGAGAGGCCCGAGGUGCGCCUCCCCACCCUUGAGCCUGAGCCACAGUUGUCUUCUGCCACUGUGGAGGAGAACAACACCAAGAGCAGCUGCCCCCCGGCCCCCCAGCCGGCUGUCCCCUCCCCACCACCCUCUGCCCCCUCGAAAGCGAAGAGAAGUUCAUCUGCUUCGUCCACCACUUCGUCGUCGUCCUCAUCUUCGUCGUCGUCCUCGUCUUCUUCAUCUUCUGAUUCCGAGUCCAGCUCAUCCGAGUCCAGCCCCCACGAUCAGCCAGUAAAGGACCUCGAGGCUGAGAUUGUACUGAAACAGCCACCAAGCCCGGUGCUGAAGGAGGGUCCCCGGGACGAGCGGCCUCCGGAAGUAGGCAAGCGCAAGCGGCGCUCUCGGAGCUCCAGCAGUUCCAGCAGCAGCUCUUCCUCCUCUUCCUCGUCCUCCUCCUCUUCCUCCUCCUCCUCCUCUUCGGCCUCUUCCUCGUCUUCCUCCUCCUCCUCCUCCACAUCGUCGCCUAAGACUGGGCCCCAGGCAGCCGCCAAGGUGGCCCCCAAAAAGAAACCGUCUCCUGAGAAGAGAAAGUCACACAGCCCCCGGAAGCCUAUUGACUCCUUGCGUGACUCGCGCUCCCUCAGCUACUCCCCAGUAGAACGGUGCCUGGUUUCCCCUCCGGUCCAGCCACCUUCUGCUCCAAGGGAUCGACGUAGGGACAGGUCCAGAGACAGAUCUUUGCAGAGAAACAGACGAAGCAUCAGCAGGUCUCCAGGACGGAAACGGCGGCGCAAUUCCCCCGGCCCCCGAGGCCCCCGUCGUAGAACUUCAAGGUCCCCCUAAGCCUCUUGGAGAGUCUGGAAAGCCCUUGCCCUUGCAACCACAGACUGCACCACCCCAGCCUCCCACAGUGCUGUCCCAGGUGGGAGCCCCCUGCCUCCUGAUGCCCACUGGAAACCAGUGUGUUUGCGUGUUGUGGGGGGGGCCCUCUUCAUUUGCCAUCGGCUUUUUAUUCUCAUUAGUUUUUUCCUUCACUGUCCCUGUCUUUAUUGCCCGUCAUUUGUCGGCAGCUACAUUCCCCUCCUCCCUGGACAUUUCUGCUCAGCACCCACCAGGAUCCGCCGCCUCUGCGCUCUUCCUCCUCCUCCUCUUCCUCCUCCUCCUUCAACAGUUGGUGACGUUCAUUUGAUUAUUAUUUUUUCUCUCUCUCCUGUGAGCGUUUUAUUUUCUGUGCGUUUUACAACUAAAAUCUUUACUUCUGUGUUUUGAGAGAGGGGUCUCCUUUUUCGUUGAUUUAGACAUAAAAGGUUUAAAAAAAAGAAAAAGAAAAACACAAAAAG